This is a messenger RNA of Sycon ciliatum, 1720 nucleotides long. RefSeq names its product post-GPI attachment to proteins factor 2-like. The record is from RefSeq and is a predicted model, not a curated record. NCBI's taxonomy places the organism in Eukaryota, Metazoa, Porifera, Calcarea, Leucosolenida, Sycettidae. The transcript is spliced from 6 exons. Gene Ontology annotation, biological process: GPI anchor biosynthetic process. The coding region runs from base 132 to 929 and encodes 265 amino acids. Gene Ontology annotation, cellular component: Golgi membrane; endoplasmic reticulum membrane.
GUUGAUGAUGGAUGAAUGGAAGCCAAAAUGUUCAAAUAAUUAGCGACAUUACUGAGUGUUCAUUUAGUUGUUGCAAGUGAAAUUGGAAUUGUUUGGCCUUGCACACUAUUGGCUGCAGGUCAUGCCCAAGCAUGGGGAUUGAUUAUCGUCUGUCCUUCAGAAAGCUGGCAACGGGAGCGCUGUGCUCGGUGGCUGCAUCGCUUGUGAUAUGCGUGACGAGUGGACUCUAUUUUGGGUUCAGCAAAGUCACCCAGACACAUUGCCGGUCGUAUGAAUUCCUGCCCUCGCUCAGCGCCGUGCUUGACUACAAUGGCUAUCACAGGAUCAUCACGCAGAUACCUAUUUUAAUCCAUUGUAUUUUCCACUCGGUGACUAUACUGCUUGCGUAUCGACACCACCAGUCGAAUUCGACGCGCAUCAGCCUUCUCGCGAUCCGUAGCUAUUCGCCCUGGGCAGGCUUGCUAAAUCUAUUCAUUGCCGUGGUGGAUGCCGUCAGCCUUGGGGGACUGCUCACGCUGGCGUUCAUCACCUCCUCGCUAUACUUUGCUGUUCACAAGAAUGGCAUGAUAGUGUUCAUGUUGGCCACCACCCUGCAUAUGGGCCUGGGUUCGUAUCAGCAAUGGUCGCACUCUUCCUUCUCCAGCAAGGCACCAGGCCAGAAAGAACAACAGCAGCAGCAGCACAUCCAACUGCAGGUGGCGAAGUCACUGCGUACCAAGCUGUUCUGCUGUGCCAUCAGUGUUCUGUGUGUAUUCGUUGGUGGUGCGCUGUACCAGAACCACAACGCCUACUGUAAAGCCUACUCCUACAGCAUGUUUGCUGUGUGCGAGUACGUGGCCGUCAGCAAUGCCCUGGUGUUCCAGCACUCGAAAGUGUGCGACCUGCCUCGCAUGCACUUGUCGCUGUCCUACUCCGACUCAAUCACGUAACAGCGGUGCUGCGGUGGCAGCGUGGUGUCACGCACCGUUUCCAGUUGUGCACUGGGAUGCUGUGGAUUGUGUACGGUCGUGAGAGGUAGCGGAGGACACUCGGCCAGCGGUGGUUCCGACUGUUGCCAGCCCCUGUAGCUAAGUUACAUCAAGCACUGUAGUGUUCUGCGGCGGCGCCGUCGGGCUGGUCGGCCCUGCGCACCAGGUCAGCUACAGGGGGAACUCAUCACAGCACUGCUUACAAGUAGUCUUCAGCGUCGUGUACAGUGCUUGCUAGCGGUCAGCACGGCACACAGUUGUAUGCCCUUGCAGGUACAUGUACAGUUGCACCUCACGUGUAGAGAGCUUACUAGCGCACUUGCACCCAACGUGUACAGCGCUUACUAGCGCAAUUGCACCCACUAGGCAACUGACGUUUGUUGUACAAUGCACAGACGUAAUGCUGUCCACACUGACCAGUGACUUGCCCUGCAGGUCACUGCUACUAGUACUUAUACUGAUAACGAAACGCACUGUUUGCUCAUCACAUAGCAUUGAUCUUGCUGUAGCCAAGUUGACCAGCCUCUUCAAGUCAGAAUUUUGUUCCGGGCAAUGAGAGUUUACGUCUAACUUCAAUAUAUUUUUACUGUUGGACAUUGACACAGGAUUUCUUCCUCACCCUGACCAGGUGCGCUGAUUCCAGCACCCAUCGACCCCCAUUGCCCCCCCCCCCCCCCUUUCCGGAGCUCCCUCGGGCUUGAUUUUUAAUUUACCUUUCGUUUUCAACUUUUUAUUAAAAAUUUGAAAGACUG